This is a messenger RNA of Elaeis guineensis (African oil palm), 1245 nucleotides long. RefSeq names its product gamma-soluble NSF attachment protein. Gene Ontology annotation, cellular component: SNARE complex; vacuolar membrane. The record is from RefSeq and is a predicted model, not a curated record. Gene Ontology annotation, molecular function: soluble NSF attachment protein activity; syntaxin binding. Lineage: Eukaryota; Viridiplantae; Streptophyta; Magnoliopsida; Arecales; Arecaceae. Gene Ontology annotation, biological process: intracellular protein transport.
AAGAACUCAAUGGACCCAGCUUGACCCCGGCUUUCAUAUUAAUUGAGCUCCAGCCUCCGAGAAAAGUAGGAAAAGCAAAGAGGGGAAGAGGAGCUCCCGGCCAUGGCGAAUUCCGACCCCGAUAAGCUCAUGAUCAAAGCCGAAAAGCUAACAAAACUCAGUUUUACUAGAUGGAGUUCAGAUUGGAAGACUGCAACUUCGUUGUAUGAGCAAGCUGCUGUUGGCUACAGGUUCAGGAAAGACAAUGAGAAAGCAAAAGAAGCAUUUGAGAAGGCUUCCAAAGGACAAGAAAUGAUUUCAUCCCCUUGGGAUGCUGCCAAGCAUAUGGAGUCUGCUGCUGCUCUAGCAAAGGAACUUGGCCGCUGGAAUGAAGUUUCUGACCAUUACAGAAGGGCAUCUGAAUUAUAUAUUGAAUGUGGAAGAUCACAGCCUGCUUCAGAUGCUCUUGCAAAGGCUGCUAGGGCUUUGGAAGAUGUGGCACCUGACGAAGCUGUUCGGUUGUAUACUGAUGCUUGUGUAGUCUUAGAAGAGGACGGAAAGGAACAAAUGGCUUUUGAUUUAUAUCGUGCUAUCACAAGUAUUCAUGUUAAACUUGAAAGGUAUACUGAUGCUGCAACAUUUCUCUUAAGAUUGGGUGUAGCUGCUGAUAAGUGCAAUGCCGUCCACAGUCAGUGCAAGGCUUACUUGAGUGCUAUCAUAGUUUACCUAUAUGCACAUGAUUUCCAGCAAGCCCAGAAGUGCUACAAUGAUUGUUCUCAAAUUGAAGCCUUUCUUAAUAGCGAUCAGAACCGUUGUGCAAGCAAACUGUUUUCUGCUUAUGAGGAAGGUGAUGCCGAAGAAAUCAAACGUGUUGCUAAGUCGAGCACAAUUUCAAAUCUUGAUCAUGUGAUUAUCAGGCUUGCCAGGAAAUUGCCAACAGGUGAUUUGAAGGAGCUGAAGAGAGAAGAGGCCAAGGAAGAGGAACCUUUAGAUGAGAAUGACCUCACUUGACUGAUCUUAUUUGAGUAGUACAACUCAAAACUCAAUCCUUUAGUGCAAAAAGUGUUUCGAGGACUUCUGGUUCACGUUUCAGCUGGUGAUACACAAAAGCAUUUGCUACCAAUCAAACCACCUGUCAUGUGUAGAACUUCUUAAGCGUACUAUUGGAAAUUGCUAUUGUAAUUUUUAAAUAAAUAGCAUCUGCGUUUGUACAUGGGAUUUCAAGUGGUUGUCUCCCCUUGAUAUCUUUGCUAGGUGUUCCUAGUG